Messenger RNA from Aspergillus chevalieri, 3873 nucleotides. RefSeq lists its product as uncharacterized. The record is from RefSeq and is a predicted model, not a curated record. The coding region runs from base 1 to 3873 and encodes 1290 amino acids. NCBI's taxonomy places the organism in Eukaryota, Fungi, Ascomycota, Eurotiomycetes, Eurotiales, Aspergillaceae. Gene Ontology annotation, cellular component: chromosome; cytoplasm. Gene Ontology annotation, molecular function: ATP binding; four-way junction helicase activity; 3'-5' DNA helicase activity. The transcript is spliced from 3 exons. Gene Ontology annotation, biological process: double-strand break repair via homologous recombination.
AUGAUCAAGCUUGCGCGGUUCAUGGUGGUGCAGAAGGCACUGUGGUUGGAUCCCCAUGUGGGGGACAUUAUUCAGAUGUGGCAGGCACAGGCUAGCACGGCGAAUGGCACAGUGAAUGGCACAGUGAAUGGCACAGUGAAUGGCACAGUGAAUGGCACAGUGAAUGGCACAGUGAAUGGCACAGUGAAUGGCACAGUGAAUGGCACAGUGAAUGGCACAGUGAAUGGCACUCCGAAUGGCACAGUGAAUGGCAUGGUGAAUGGCACUCCGAAUGGCACUCCGAAUGGCACUCCAAAUGGCACACCGGCUAGCCCAAUAGCAUGGCCGUUGGCCAGUGCAGAUGCCCAACUGGCCGAUAUCGAUGAGGGCUGUGAUAGUGCCAGUCCCACACGCUCCACCCCCACCACGGUGCACGAUCGCCCGUCAUUUCAUGACCAUGUGCAGCAGAUGGUCAGCCGCUUCAUGAUCCGUGGCACCCAUGGGCCCAUGCAGACAUUGCUCGACUGGCGCACAUAUGGGUUGAAGAUCCAUUACAAUAGCACGGCGCCGGGCCAUGUGGCGUGGAUGGGAGCCGAUGAGCUGUUGUACAAGGAUCUGCAUUUCACGAUGGGUGAAUUCCGUGGGUUCAUCCACAGGCUGGUUGGGGCCACACGGGAGCUGCUGUGUGAACUAUUAUGUAUUGCCGAUGGUUCCAGCAGCGCCCACACCCCAAGCACCAUGCCGCUGCCCGCCAUCCCGUGGCAGGGCUUGUAUGAUGAUCCCACCCAGGGGCACCCGGGCUGGAACUUUUUGCAUGAUCGCCGGACCCGAGCGCCCCGUGCAGCAGCAAUUCAUGCGCCGGGGGCGAUCCACGGCCCAUUGGUGGCACAGUAUCUGGCCCGGGUGGCCCGGUUCAAGGAGAAACUGGCCGUGGCCAUCCAUAUGACGGCGGGGCAGCCGGCACGGGCCCCCGAGCUGCUCAGUGUGCAGUAUGUCAACACGCCGAACAACCAAUUCCGCAAUGUGUUCAUUGAGGAUGGGAUGGUGACACUGGUGACUGCAUACCACAAGGGCUUCCAUGCGAGCAACGACAGCAAGCUGAUCCACCGGUAUGUGCCACGGGCGGUCGGGGAGUUGGUGGUGUGGUAUAUGUGGCUGGCGAUGCCAUUCAUUGACCAGUUGACAGCGUGGCAGGCCGGCACUGCGCAUGGCACGGUGAAUGGCACAUUGAAUGGUAUGUCGAAUGGCACAUCGAAUGGUAUGUCGAAUGGCACAUCGAACGGCACAUUGAAUGGCACACAAGCCGGCACGGUGAAUGGCAUGGUGAAUGGUACAGUGAAUGGCAUGUCGAACGGCACAUCGAACGGCACAUCAAACGGCACAGCGAAUGGCAUAUCAAACGGCACACUGAAUGGCACAACAAACAGCAUACCGAUUGGCACACGAGCUGGCACAGUGAAUGGCACAGUGAAUGGCACACCGAUUGGCACACAGGCCGGCACAUCAAAUGCCAUGUCGAAUGGCACAUCGAAUGGCACACGAGCUGGCACAGUGAAUGGCACAUCGAACAGCACAUUGAACGGCACAUGGAAUGGCACACCAAAUGGUACGGUGAAUGGCAUGUUGAAUGGUAGACUGAACGGCACAUCAAACAGCACAUCGAACGGCACACCAAAUGGCACGGCGAAUGGCACAUCAAACAGCACAUUGAAUGGCACAUGGAAUGGCACACGAGCCGGCACGGUCAAUGGCACACUGAAUGGCACGGUGAACGGCAUACUGAAUGGCACACUGAUUGGCACACAAGCCGGCACAUUGAAUGGCACACGAGCCGGCACGGUGAAUGGCAUGGUGAAUGGUACAGUGAAUGGCAUGUCGAACGGCACAUCGAACGGCACAUCAAACGGCACAGCGAAUGGCACAUCGAACAGCACAUUGAACGGCACAACAAACAGCAUACCGAUUGGCACACGAGCUGGCACAGUGAAUGGCACAGUGAAUGGCACACCGAUUGGCACACAGGCCGGCACAUCAAAUGCCAUGUCGAAUGGCACAACGAUUGGCACACUGAAUGGCACGGCGAACGGCACACUGAAUGGCACAUUGAUUGGCACGUCGAACGGCACACCGGCAUGGCAGCCCCCCAGCCCAUAUUUAUGGGGCCCCGACCCGGGCAUGCAGCGGCCAUGGACCCCCGAGCGAUUCCGGGAGGUGUUGAAGCGGGAGACCCAGGCCCGGCUCGGCCAGGCAUUGAAUAUUCCGGCGUACCGGGACAUUGCCAUUGGCAUCAGCCGGCGGUUCCUGCGGGCAUCCAGCACAUUCACCAGUGACCGCCAGGAUGAAACGGAGCAGGCAGCGGCAUUGGAUGCUGACUGUGAGGACGGCAUGGAUGCGGACCAGUGGAUGGCGCAUAUGACGGAUUUACAGGCGGGCCAUUCAUCGCACGUGGCGGGGAUGGUAUAUGGGCGGCAGCUGAUGGAGCAGGCGGGCACAACAAGCCACCGGCGGGCGAUGUUCCGGCAGUCCAGUGUGGAUUGGCACCAGUUUCUGGGGUUCGGCUGCGGCACGGGGGUUCCAGGAGAUGUCCAUGCCGACAUUGAUGCCGGUGGGCUUCGGGCUGGCUUGGUGGAUGAAGGCAGCUGUCCAAGCCGCUGUCCCGGUCAGGAACAGGUUAGGGCUUGCUUGGUGGAUGAUCCCAGUCAGGAACGGGUUAGGGCUUGCUUGGUGAAUGAUCCCGGUCAGGAACGGGUUAGGGCUCGCUUGGUGAAUGAUCCAAGUCAGCAAGCGGUUAGGGCUCGCUUGGUGGAUGAAGGUAGCUGUCCAAUUCACCAUCCCGGUCAGGAACGGGUUAGGGCUUGCUUGGUGGAUGAUCCCGGUCAGGAACGGGUUAGGGCUCGCUUGGUGGAUGAUCCCGGUCAGGAACGGGUUAGGGCUCGCUUGGUGGAUGAAGGUAGCUGUCCAAUUCACCAUCCCGGUCAGGAACAGGUUAGGGCUCGCUUGGUGGAUGAAGGUAGCUGUCCAAUUCACCAUCCCGGUCAGGAACAGGUUAGGGCUUGCUUGGUGAAUGAUCCCAGUCAGGAACGGGUUAGGGCUCGCCCCGUGCUCGGGAAACGCAAGCGGGCCCCAUGGCAGGUGGAGGCUGAGGAGCACCACAUGGAGCGGCGCCACCAGCUGCAGACCAUGGACAUGGCCGCUGCGCUGCAGCAGAUGACCGGUCAGGCCGGCAUGCAGUUCCAGGGCAUCCAGGCACCCGCCAUGGCGGCGAUCCAGCAGGGCAAGAGCCCCGUGGUGGCAGUCAUGCCCACCGGCGGUGGGAAAAGCAUGUUAUUCAUGUUGCCCGCGUGGGCCGUCCCCGGGGGCACCACCAUUGUGGUGGUGCCAUUGAUCUCGCUGCGGCAGGAUAUGCAGCAGCGGGGCCGGCGGCUAGGCAUCCCAUGUAUGGCAUGGGACCGGCAGCAGCCAUGUGAUGAAGCAGCCAUUGUGCUGGUCACACCGGAAUCGGCUGUCACCCCCGAUUUCCAUUCAUUCAUCAACCGGUUGGUGGUGAUGCAGCGGCUGGACCGGGUGGUGAUUGAUGAAUGCCACAUCAUUAUGAACCAGCAGAAGAACUUCCGGUCCGCCAUGGCACAGCUUGGGAAGCUCGUUCGGGCCCGUACACAGAUGGAUCAGAUCGAUAUAUAUCGGGCCCGCACGAGCCGCGGCAAUGUGGCAUAUGGGGUGUGGCGGCCACCGAUUCCACACACUGCACCACAUGGAUAUGGAUGGGAGCAGGAUGCCCGGAUUAUUCAGUUCCUGCAGGCGCAGCUCCAGUGGGCCCGGGCCCGGGGGGAAGAUGGUGAUAUAUGCCAACCGGGUCCACCAGGUGCAGGCGAUGGCGGCGGUAUUGGGAUGUGA